AUGCUUCUACAGCUACCCCCAGAACUUCUAAUUCUGUGCCUGGUGCACAUUUCCGACCAGGACCUCGUCUCACUGUCACACACAUGCAAGACCCUGUACUUUUUAUCUCACGACCGAAAUCUGUCCCAUCUCAGAUUCAUGGUCGUUCUGGAAACUAUGCACUGGCGCCUGAUUCCCAUCAACAGCAAUAUUUCCGACCGUCACGAAAUCGCUCUGACGCUUGUCCAACGGCACGUGAUUCCCAAAGCCCACCACAUGUUUCUGAGUCCGCAUCCCGUUCAGGGUGCGCUAAAUUUCCGCAGUUUGCUCAGUACCAGUUUCAGAAAGGCCCUACUCAGCCGAGAGCUCAAGAACCAGCUCCCACGUGACCAUCUCAUCAAAACAGGCAUCAUGAAACCAGGUGACAAGGUUAGUGCAAAGGUUCAUCGACUCCAGUUCAACAGAGUGGUUUCAGUCAUCAACGAGUUCUUCAAGCACUCUUUCAAACGUCCGUCAUUCCACACUGCCUGGAAGAAGGGUUUGUUGCGGUACUACGACGAUGAGCUCAACUUUGAAAGUGUCGGAGUAGAAUUGCUGGCUAAAAUGUUUGAAGGAUGUCAGAUUGGCAAAGACGAGGAGCCAGAGCCCAAUUACUUCAAGGUAGCUAGGAAUCCACCAGCUAGGGCCAAGGUACUCAAGCUGAAAAGAUACUACGAGGAGCUAGACAGGACUGUCUGUGUUUAG
Molecule: messenger RNA, 723 nt
Organism: Yarrowia lipolytica CLIB122
Lineage: Eukaryota; Fungi; Ascomycota; Dipodascomycetes; Dipodascales
Molecular function (GO): protein binding
Source: RefSeq, a predicted model, not a curated record